AUGGCAACAACAACAGUAUAUGGUGGUGAUGAAAUCAAUGCAAUCAUCCUAGAUGCAGGAUCAUACACUACAAGAAUAGGUUAUGCAGGUGAUGAUUUCCCAAAAGUCAUCACAUCAUCUUAUUAUGGAGAGAUUAAAGCUGAAGAAGAAGAAGAAGAAGGUGGAAAACCAAAGAAAAUCUUUGGAGAAUCAAUUAAUGUCCCACGUAAAAAUUGUGAAAUUAAACCAAUUUUAAAAGAAUCUAUAAUUACAGAUUGGGAUGCAGCACUUGAACAAUAUCAAUAUUUUUUUGAUCAAUUAAAAAUACUGCAACCUGAUCAACCUAUUUUGGUAACGGAACCUAUUUGGGGUGAAGCAUCAUAUAGAGAGAAAUUAGUUGAAAAUUUUUACGAAACAUUUGAUUUUGCUGGAUUAUAUUUAGCUAAAACACCUACUUGUGUUUCAUUUCAACAAGGGAGACCAAAUUGUCUUGUUGUUGAUGUUGGACAUGAUUCAGUGUCUGUUACUCCAGUUAUUGAUGGUAUUUGUUUAGUUAAAAGUUCAAUGAAGACAAAUUAUGGUGGGAGAUUUUUAUCUAAUGAAAUUCAAGAUUAUCUUGAACAUCAAAAAAUAGUAGUAGAACCAAGUUUUAAUAUUAAAUCAAAAACUGCUACAAAAUUCCCUGAACCCGCUAAAUUUGAAACUAAAAAUAUCACCACAACUCAAUCAUUUAUGGAUUAUCAAAAACAAAAAAUAUAUCAUCAAUUUAAAGAAAUUCUAGAAGUACCAGAAAAGAAUUCUACUAAGGAAUCCCCAAGAACAUUUGAAUUGCCUACAGGUCAAUCGAUUACAAUAGACCGUUUUAAAAUUGCUGAUUCAAUAUUUGAUCCAACUGUUUAUAAAUUUAAUAAUGAAAAAUUAUCUUUCCCGGCAUGUAAUGGUGAAAUUGAAAUUAAUCAAGCAAACGAAUAUCGUCCACUUAAAAGAGUACGUAAAAAUGAUUCAAAUCAAUCUACACCAGCACCAGAAGUUGAUGUGCGAGGUUUAACUCAAUUAAUCUGCCAUACAUUAUCAAGUAUAGAUAUUGAUUUAAGAGCCUCAUUAGCUAAUAAUAUUAUUGUUACUGGUGGGGUAUCUCUUGUUUCUCAAUUGACAGAUCGUCUUUAUCUUGAAUUAUCCAAUAAUAAUCCGGGAUUGAAAAUUAGAUUACAUGCUGUGGGUAAUUCAAGUGAAAGAAUUAAUCAAGCAUGGAUUGGGGGUAGUGUAUUGGCUUCAUUGGGUACAUUUCAUCAAAUGUGGGUAACAAAAGAAGAAUAUAAAGAAGCAGGAGUAGAUAGAAUAUUAAAUCAAAGAUUUAGAUGA
Messenger RNA from Candida tropicalis MYA-3404, 1341 nucleotides. It is a transcript of the gene ARP4, whose product is annotated as Arp4p. NCBI's taxonomy places the organism in Eukaryota, Fungi, Ascomycota, Pichiomycetes, Serinales, Debaryomycetaceae. Gene Ontology annotation, biological process: regulation of transcription by RNA polymerase II. The transcript has a single exon. The coding region runs from base 1 to 1341 and encodes 446 amino acids. Gene Ontology annotation, molecular function: chromatin binding. The record is from RefSeq and is a predicted model, not a curated record. Gene Ontology annotation, cellular component: NuA4 histone acetyltransferase complex; SWI/SNF complex.